GCUGCCUUACCUUGACCGGCCAUGGAUCCUCCCGUGAUAAUGAAGUCCUUUAAUCCAAAUAAGCAUCUCAAGGAGGAGUUUGUAAGCAAUUUAUCAGGAACUUCAAUGCUGGAACUAUUUCUUCUCAUCACUACACUCUCUAUGAUACUCUUUCUACGUUCAGUAUAUUCCAGCUCCAAAAAAGGUCCUAAUUCUGCAGAGGCCUUGUUGAAAAAAGAUGAUAACAUUACAUCAUCAAAAAAGAAAGAUGAUAACAUUAAUGUAGUUGCUUGUAAUAAGAACAUGGGAUCAUAUCUUGCUGCGGUGACUCUUGAUGUCCUCUGGAUUGUUUUUCCAGCCAUUUUAUGUUUAACUAUUCUGGCAGAUUGGACAUAUAUUAAUGCAGUUGUGAUGACCUUGUUGGUGGCUUUCUUCGUUGUAGCUAGAAGAUCUGGAUUUUCUGUUUCUCAGGAAGAGGGUGUCCGAUCUCUCAGGACAAAUAUAUCUGCAUAUAGGGUUUCUAUGAAUCUUCUGACAUGCGUAUGUAUUCUGGCUGUUGACUUCAAGAUAUUUCCUAGAAGAUAUGCUAAAACAGAGACCUAUGGUACUGGCUUGAUGGACAUUGGAGUAGGUUCAUUUAUUGUGGCAAAUGCAUUGGUUUCACGGCAGGCACGUGGAAUUGCAAAAAUGAAUUUGAGAAAUGCAAUUUCUUCAACUUGUCCACUUAUAGUUCUGGGCUUUGCUCGAAUCUUUUUCACAUCAACUGUGGAUUAUCAGGUUCACGUUGGUGAAUAUGGUGUGCACUGGAAUUUCUUUUUCACUCUUGCUGCCGUGGCAAUUUUGACAUCGAUGAUUAAUCUUUCACCAAGUAAUUGUGGAAUUCUGGGCUGGUUUAUUCUAUUAGGAUAUGAGGUCUUCUUGUUGCUUGGGCUAAAUGAAUAUCUUCUUUCAAGCAAAAGAGGACCUGACAUCAUCAGCCAAAACAAAGAAGGAAUUUUUAGCAUUUUUGGUUAUUGGGGGUUAUACCUUGUUUGCAUCCAAAUAGGCAGCUAUCUUUUCUUUGGAAAACCUGGAGACGCUGUGUUGAGAACAAACGAUUGGGCGAGGAUUAGAGUCUGGAUUCUUUGUCUUCUACUCUGGUUGUUGACAGUUUUUCUAGACAUGCACGUUGAGAGGGUUUCUCGCAGAAUGUGCAACCUGGCGUAUGUUACUGUGGUAUUGGCUAUGAACCUUCAGGUUUUUGCAGUUUUAACUCUAGCUGAUUAUGUACCUGGAUAUAAAGUUGCCGCGUUGAUAGAAGUUUUUGACCGAAACUUACUGGGCUCUUUUCUUCUGGCUAACGUGCUAACCGGAUUGGUUAACCUGUCCAUUGAUACCCUCUUUGUCUCACCAUUCACUGCACUUGCUAUCUUGGUUGGAUAUGCAUACAUUUUAUCUAUUGCUGCAGCAGUAGCACAUGUUUGUGGUAUUCGAUUGAAGUUUUGGUAGGGGAGCUUAGUCUAGUAUACUCUAAUUUCAUUCAUUCUUUAACCCAUCCUCCAUUACAUGACUCUUCUUAUUGUAAUAGAUCCUGUGUGUCUACAUUAGAUUCUGAAAUCGAGGCAUUGGAUUAACCUCUA
Messenger RNA from Nicotiana attenuata, 1598 nucleotides. RefSeq lists its product as uncharacterized. NCBI's taxonomy places the organism in Eukaryota, Viridiplantae, Streptophyta, Magnoliopsida, Solanales, Solanaceae. Gene Ontology annotation, molecular function: glucosaminyl-phosphatidylinositol O-acyltransferase activity. Gene Ontology annotation, cellular component: endoplasmic reticulum; membrane. The transcript has 16 exons. Gene Ontology annotation, biological process: GPI anchor biosynthetic process; protein localization to plasma membrane. The record is from RefSeq and is a predicted model, not a curated record. Bases 22 to 1467 code for a protein of 481 amino acids.